Vanessa atalanta (red admiral) is the source of this 556-nucleotide messenger RNA. RefSeq lists its product as uncharacterized. Bases 23 to 556 code for a protein of 177 amino acids. The record is from RefSeq and is a predicted model, not a curated record. The transcript has 4 exons. Lineage: Eukaryota; Metazoa; Arthropoda; Insecta; Lepidoptera; Nymphalidae.
UUCGAUAUUGGAUUCAGAGUGGAUGUCUUUCUACUACUGGGGUCUGCCGCAGACUCCAAUGUUUGUGAAAUUCAUUGUACCGACAGAUAAGCAAAAAGCCUACCUCAAAUAUAUAUUAGAUGGGCAUGUGCUGGAACCAAUUGAUUGGACAUCCAAGACCUUACUUAUGAUCGAACGAGACAACAGUACAUAUUUUCUCGUCGAGAGAAAUGAUAGAGGUCACUACUAUUUAUAUGAACCACAGAAAGGUCUAAAGGAGGGCGAUAUUGUUGAACGGUUAGAUGUUCGAAUCAAGCAGACAGGCGACAAUUUAUACUUUGGUAUUAUGCUGUGUAAAGAGGAUACUGUUUUUAUUUUCGCAAGAAUAAAUCAAGUCCCGAAGAAAGAUCAGAUACAGGAUGCGGCAGGCAGGUUGGGCUAUCGGGGACGCGGUGGCAGGUCCUACUUGUACCAGGGUCAUCAAUGGAUGCCAAUACCGGAAGCUGAUGACUGGCAUUUCGAACAGGCUAUGAAAUAUAACGACGCAAUACCUCCAAUAAACAAUAACGUAGUUUAA